AGUGUUACCUCGACCUCGGGCUGCUGCGCAGGUUCGCGUUAUGGCGGCCCGUUUGGCUAAGAGUGGUUGGGGCGCUGCAGCGGUGGCUUCCCGCAGAAGCCCGCUGGUCUCCAGCCGGAGGUGCUCGGGCGCCUCGGCUGACACUGUGUACGAUGUGGUGGUGUCGGGCGGAGGCCUGGUUGGAGCCGCCAUGGCCUGUGCCUUGGGGCAUAAUAUUCACUUUAGUGACAAGAAAAUCCUGCUACUAGAAGCAGGUCCAAAGAAAAUAUUGGAGAAGUUGCCAGAAACAUACAGCAACCGGGUCAGCUCCAUUUCCCCUGGCUCGGCAACCCUUCUCAGCAGCUUUGGUGCCUGGGACCACAUCUGCAACAUGAGAAUCAGAGCUUUUCGGCGAAUGCAGGUGUGGGAUGCUUGCUCAGAGGCCCUGAUAAUGUUCGAUAAGGAUAAUUUAGAUGCCAUGGGCUACAUCGUGGAGAAUGAUGUCAUCAUGCAUGCUCUCACUAAGCAGCUGGAAGCUGUGUCAGAUCGUGUAACAGUUCUCUACAGGAGCAAAGCAGUCAGCUAUACCUGGCCCUACUCAUUUUCCAUGGCAGACUCCAGCCCGUGGGUUCAUAUUACCCUAGGUGAUGGCAGCACCCUCCAGACCAAAUUGUUGAUUGGCGCAGAUGGUCACAACUCGGGUGUGCGGCAGGCUGCUGGCAUCCAGAAUGUUAGCUGGAACUAUGACCAGUCUGCUGUUGUAGCUACUCUGCACUUAUCAGAGGCCACAGAAAACAAUGUGGCUUGGCAGAGAUUUCUUCCCUCUGGGCCCAUUGCUCUGCUCCCGCUCUCAGACACCUUCAGUUCCUUGGUUUGGUCCACAUCCCAUGAACAUGCUGCAGAGCUUGUCAGCAUGGACGAGGAAAAGUUUGUCGAUGCCAUUAACUCUGCCUUUUGGAGUGAUGUUAACCACUCGGACUUCAUCGACUCGGCUGGCACCAUACUGCAUUAUGCUGUUGCCCUUCUGAAGCCAACUAAGAUCUCAGCUCGCCAGCUGCCCCCUAGUGUGGCCAGGGUGGAUGCCCAGAGCAGAGCGCUGUUUCCCCUUGGGUUGGGACAUGCUGCUGAGUACGUGCGGCCCCGAGUGGCACUCAUUGGGGAUGCGGCCCACAGAGUCCAUCCACUUGCAGGACAAGGUGUCAACAUGGGCUUUGGGGAUAUUUCCAGUUUGGUUCAUCAUCUCAGUGCUGCAGCCUUCAAUGGGAAAGACUUAGGUUCUAUGAGCCACCUCACAGGUUAUGAGACAGACAGACAGCGUCACAAUACUGCUCUUCUGGUUGCUACAGAUCUUCUGAAAAGGCUCUACUCCACCAGUGUGACUCCACUUGUGCUGCUCCGGACAUGGGGCUUGCAGGCCACAAAUGCGGUAUCUCCACUCAAAGAACAGAUUAUGGCCUUUGCAAGCAAGUGAGCUCUCUUUUGGAGAUUUUACUGAUGAAAAUUGAGUACUUUCCUCAAGACCAUUGUGUAUUUCAAGAUUUAUUUAAUAAAUUCACUUUACCUUAGA
Molecule: messenger RNA, 1546 nt
Organism: Erinaceus europaeus (western European hedgehog)
Lineage: Eukaryota; Metazoa; Chordata; Mammalia; Eulipotyphla; Erinaceidae
Gene: COQ6
Product: coenzyme Q6, monooxygenase
Exons: 12
Coding region: 41-1450 (469 amino acids)
Biological process (GO): ubiquinone biosynthetic process
Cellular component (GO): mitochondrion
Molecular function (GO): FAD binding; oxidoreductase activity, acting on paired donors, with incorporation or reduction of molecular oxygen, NAD(P)H as one donor, and incorporation of one atom of oxygen; 2-octaprenyl-6-methoxyphenol hydroxylase activity
Source: RefSeq, a predicted model, not a curated record